GGGCUUAAUAUCUAUAUAGAACACAUUCAAACAAUCGCGUCCAAAUCACUCAGGAACGAGUUAUAUCGAUUCUGUUCUUUUAUUUAUCGGCUUAAGAUCGGGUCUCUUUUCUCGUUCAACAACUGAAUUUGAGAUGAAUCCCACGGAACCAACCAGCACUGAAGCUCUUAGCUCCAAAAUGAAGGAUGUAAUUGAUGUUCUUGCAAUGCAGCGUGAGAAAAGAAAUACCUUGCAAAAGAGUAUUACGAUUGAUUAUACAAAAUCGAGCGAUAGUUUUACGAUUUCACGAUUUAUUUUCGAAUGUGGUUUAAAGUUAGAGGCUCAUUCAUUGACAAUAGCUACUGCUGCAACACUGUACCACAGAUUUAUAAAAGAAGCAACUCAACAAGGAUAUGAUAAUUAUCUGAUAGCUGCGACUUGUCUCUACUUGGCUGGUAAAGCCAAAGACGAUACACUGAAGAUAAGAGAUGUUAUGAAUGUAUCCUACAACACACUUCACAGAGGAUCUCAGCCACUGGAUCUUGGAGAUCAGUAUUGGAGUAUGAGAGAUGCUAUUGUUCAAGCUGAGCUUUUAAUCAUGAGAAUGCUGAAGUUUCAAGUCACACCUAUACACCCACACAAAUAUAUGCUUCACUACUUACGGUCUCUGCAAGCCUGGUUUGGGGAAGAAGAAUGGUCCAAAUAUCCAGUUGCCAAAACCAGUAUGGCAUUAUUGCAAGAUUUUCAUCAUUCCCCAUCUAUUCUUGAUUAUCCACCGAAUUUAAUUGCAAUAGCUUGCAUUAACUUGUCAUUGCAAAUUUACGGUGUUGUCGUACCUUUGAUGGAUGAGUGUGAUCAACAACCAUGGUUUAAUGUAAAUAUGCCAUGGUUUAAAGUUUUCUGCAAAGAUUUAACGAGAGACAAACUAUGGGAGAUUAUGGAAAAAGUGAUGGCAGCAUAUGACGAGGAGCCUGAAACAAGAGACAAUUAAUGAAUGUUAAUUUGUGUUGCGAUAAUAACUCAUUCCUCUCAUAUCGCAAUAUUAAACUAUUAAUUAUAUAAUAUUAUAUUAAACUAUUGUAUUAUAUAAUCUAUUAUAUAAUCUGUAAUAAACAAAAACCAAAUUAAAAGUUAAGUUAAAAGUUGAUUAUAUAAAACA
This is a messenger RNA of Odontomachus brunneus, 1138 nucleotides long. RefSeq names its product cyclin-Q (gene koko). NCBI's taxonomy places the organism in Eukaryota, Metazoa, Arthropoda, Insecta, Hymenoptera, Formicidae. The transcript is spliced from 6 exons. Gene Ontology annotation, cellular component: nucleus. Gene Ontology annotation, biological process: regulation of transcription by RNA polymerase II. Gene Ontology annotation, molecular function: cyclin-dependent protein serine/threonine kinase regulator activity. The record is from RefSeq and is a predicted model, not a curated record. Bases 134 to 970 code for a protein of 278 amino acids.